This is a messenger RNA of Trametes versicolor FP-101664 SS1, 1869 nucleotides long. RefSeq lists its product as uncharacterized. NCBI's taxonomy places the organism in Eukaryota, Fungi, Basidiomycota, Agaricomycetes, Polyporales, Polyporaceae. The transcript is spliced from 4 exons. The record is from RefSeq and is a predicted model, not a curated record. Bases 139 to 1494 code for a protein of 451 amino acids.
GGCAGUCUGCCCAGCGGCAAUGGUCGUUAUAUACGUCCUCGACAUCUCCCCGACGUCGCACUCUCCCUCCUCCAACCUUGCUCGCCGUCCUGCUCGUCUAACCCUGCCAGUAUACCCUCGUCGGCGAAGCUACAUGCGAUGAUGAUACCCACGAUACCCUUGAAGGACUCGCAGUUCAACCUCGAUAUCUCCGGUGUCGCCGGUUUCUUCGGAGGCGACGUCGCCGUCUCAGCGAUGGCGACCGUCCACAUCUACCAGGGGAGGAGGUGGUUGGGGUGGUACAACUCGCCGGGGAGUUACGAGAUCGCGAAGCGGUACGGGCAGCUGGGGCGAUCACGGUUUUGGGACGGGCUCUACCCCGGAAUCAACGUCGAUCCCGCGGUCCUCUUCGAGCUCGACGGCAUGCGGGGCCCCACAUACCGCGGAGUGCAUUCGGGCACCAUCAUUUCUAAGACUGGUCAUCUCGCCCAUCUGUUGUUCCAAGAAUGCAAGGACAUCCCGCAGGGCCUGGCCCUCGAUGUUCCUCAUCUCCUACCAAACAGAAAGACCAGACCCAUUGCUGUCACCGUCGUCGAUCUACGCCAUACUCCCCUCUCAGAAGAACACCCUCGCUUGUUUCGGAACGCUACCAGCCCACUUGCCAGUUUGCCAAUCCUAGCAUCAGUCGCCACCAGCGUCGCCUGUGCGGUAUACCGGGACUGGUUCUGCUUUUCCAUGAUCGUACUUGGCAUGAUCAGCAGCGGACUCUCUUGCUACGUCGUAGGCACAGGUCAGUUCACCUUCACUCAUCCGACACAUGCAGAAGGGGCGCCGCCUGGGGACGGUGUCUUGAUGGCCGAAGAAGAAAUCAUCGUGCUGAGGGGGACGGAGGGCGCUGUAACACCAAUCACGAGAGGACAGUUCUCGCUGAAGUUCACCAGCGAGCCGGAGUACCAUAACAUCGGGGCGUGCUCCAUGUUAUUGACCGCGCAAUUCCUGGCGCAGCUGCUCCUUGUCCCCCAGGGCGAGAUCUUCGGCCAGAUCAUGUUCCUCUGUUCCCUCGCUGUCUCAUGGAUGUACAACUCGUACCUUUCCUCCCUGGACAGGGAAAGCUUCCAAAGACGCAUCCUCAUGGAACAGAUCCUGCAUAACCCCGCCAUGCACAAGUACAAGUUCGGUACAAGGACGUCUAUGGCCGUCUACGUCCUCCUCGUUCUUUCGCCGGCCGAACCGGAAGCUCUGAGGAAGAUCCUGAACGACCUCCUUCCAAACGAGACACAGGUUUGGAAGAUUUGGAAGACGGAACUCAUCGAGAAGGUCUGCAACCCUAAAUACCGGGAACCACUACGGGUGGACCAGAGGCCGCCGCUCUUCCAAUGUGAUGUGGAGCACGGCUUGAAGCAGAGCGACAUCAGCCUUCUGAGUACCUUGUACGGCGACGCCGAAACUGCGUUCCAGCAGUACUAUCGAGACAAUGCGACGUCGAUCGAUUCGCGCUUCGAGGAGAAGCCAUGAUCACUUCUUUUCCUGGUAGCUGUCGCCUAUCCUGCUCUCGUCCGACAUUUGCCUUUGCUCCGACUGGAACUGCUGCUCGUCUUCUCAGGUCGCUGGAUCCUAUCUUGCCAGCCACAUACGCUGCUGUGCUUCAAUCUGCCUGCGCUGUCCUGCAUGGUCGCGUCCGAUCUGGUACAUCCUGUGGUCUCCGUCUCUUCGCACUCGAGUCCAUACACUUACGAACAUCGUCAUUGCUCUCAAUCACUCACGCCCACCAUUCUGCUGUUGCUCAACGACCAUUACACAUACACCCCACGCAUCUCGUACAUAGACAUCACGACCCCAUACGUCCCUUCUGAUCUACCUCCUUGGAUAUCCCCCUGUGCUUCCUCUGCU